AUGGCCGAAGGCGAACUAUGGUAUUCAUUAGUCACUGCCAUCGAUCCAGUUAACAUCAAAGCCAUGCCGGCUGUCCUACAAUCAACUAUCAACCUACUCGAAAAUGAGCUGGCCAAAGCCAGGGCUGCUCUCAAGGAAAUUCAGCCCAACGCACCUCCCAGGUUCACUGCUGGGGAUGAGCUUGCCAUUGGUGCCAUCGCCGCCUAUCGUCAAAAUCUCAUUGGGCGUGCCCCGGACUUCUACUACGGAACUCGACGAUUGACACCAAAGGAACUAGGCCUUGUCCCAGUCGUUCGGGAGGUGCAGGUAGCCUCCGAAGAAGAAGAGGUUCCCCAGGAGGAGAUUCAGUGCUCUGUGACCGUGAUUCCGUCAAAGCCAGCAUCUCUCACCGAUGUGCUGUCCAAUAGCUUGAUCCUUGAUCAUAUUGCUCCUUAUUUGUCGGUUUCGGGCCUGUUCUCAUUGGCAUCAACAUGCCGCGCCCUCCGAUCCGUGAUUAUGGAGACGCCUUACGUCUUUCGGCAUCUUGACCUAAGUAGGUGUCGUGGGGCGCAGCUGCAGAGGAGUUCGACAGUUGACGGUAGAGGUCAGGCCUUGGAUACUGAACUCAUAAACGAGUCUCUUACCGAGGACGAGUUCUACUCGGCCCCCUUAAAGAAGAUUUUCGCAAAACUCGAGCACAAGUCGCUUUUACAGGACGUGCGCACCUUGAUCUUGGACGGUUUACCGGUUCCGGCGGACCUUAUAGCAGACAUUUUGCUGAGUGACCGCUUCAGUGUGAACAUCCUGUCUAUCAGAGGGUGUCAACAUUUGAAUGAACGUAAACUUAUGCAAGUCCUUCAAUAUGCCGUGCGUCCGACUCGCCCUGCCGGCACCCCCCGGGUGAAAGGGAUCUAUUUUUUCACGCCACCGAAUCUGGCACAAGCUGCAGCACGAAGCAGGUACCGCAACUGGUGGAGUUCAAGGUGUGCCGGUCAAACGCCGGUGGAAGCGAGACAGCCAUCGCCUCAACAUGACCAGGCCCGUGAAACUUACCGGCAGAACGCCUGGUACUCGCCGUCCGGCAGGUUACUGACCGCUAGCAUCGAGGAAGGCUGGGCACAGACAAUUCAGAGAUGCCACGGCAUCAUCGCUUUUGACGCCGUGCUGUGCCGUGGGCCAAGACAUGACCCAAAUGCUAUGUUGGUUAGCCAGAAUGGGUCUCAGAAUGAAGGCCACUUGCUCGGUCCAGCGAUUGCUACUGUUGCCCUCGGUUCUCGUGGAUGUGACGGUUGUCACAGCUCUCCCGAGGGUCCAGCGAUCUGGGGACAGGGUCCAGAGGACACCUUUCCUCUGCUCACUCCGCCCCCUUUUCACUCAUCCUCUAUUGUGGCGGCGAAGCGCCCUUCGCUUUUUCCAGGGGCGGAACAUCCUGCCCUGAUUGCCCGCUGUGCAGAAUGCCUUACCGAUCGCUGGUGCCACCGUUGCAACAAAUGGUUUUGCGCCGACUGCCUACCGCAUCCACAACGUGUGAGCUCUAAUCUUUCACCGCAUCAGACUGCAAUGAGAGCUUCUCUCAGCAGCAAUGACCCGUCUCAGAGACUGGAACUUGGAGUGAGCAAGGAUUGCUGGGAAUGUGGCCCUACUCUUUCAACUGACGGUAUCUUCAGUGCGCCGCAUGCAAACUUGAUUGCCAACGAACGUGCCAACACUGCCAAGGACUAUACUGCAUUGAGCACAACGAGGGCUGCUCUUCGACAAUGUGUGACUGGUGCAACACCAGUUCGCGCCAUCGGCUUAGGCAAGUUUAUUAGCACGUUUUCGAGAGAUAUCCGCGGAUGUUGA
Messenger RNA from Aspergillus udagawae, 1821 nucleotides. RefSeq lists its product as uncharacterized. Bases 1 to 1821 code for a protein of 606 amino acids. The transcript is spliced from 4 exons. The record is from RefSeq and is a predicted model, not a curated record. NCBI's taxonomy places the organism in Eukaryota, Fungi, Ascomycota, Eurotiomycetes, Eurotiales, Aspergillaceae.